Agrilus planipennis (emerald ash borer) is the source of this 2870-nucleotide messenger RNA. RefSeq lists its product as uncharacterized. Lineage: Eukaryota; Metazoa; Arthropoda; Insecta; Coleoptera; Buprestidae. Gene Ontology annotation, biological process: DNA integration. Gene Ontology annotation, molecular function: nucleic acid binding. The transcript has 2 exons. The coding region runs from base 7 to 2316 and encodes 769 amino acids. The record is from RefSeq and is a predicted model, not a curated record.
CCAUUUAUGUUAGGCGCAGUAAUUGAAUUACAUUUGAAGGGUAUUCUUGAGUCAUUACAGAAUGACUGUAAAUCGAUUUUUACUCGUAGUAAUAUUGAAAAAUUGUUAAAUGAUUUCUAUGUUGAUAAUUGUGUAACCAGUGUAAACUCGACUACUCAAUUAAAUGAAUUUAUGUAUCAGGCGAGGAAAUCGAUGGAGCUUGCAGGUUUUGAUCUUCGCGGUUGGGAAUAUAAUGGUGAUGUUUCCACAGAGAGUAUCACUCCGGUUUUAGGCAUUAUGUGGGAUAAGAAACGAGAUGUAUUAUCUUUAAAUGUUGAAAAUUUAGAAAAUUUAGAUUUACAGAAAAUAACUAAAAGAGAUAUUUUGUCUUGCGUACAUCGUAUUUUUGAUCCGUUGGGUUUUGUUUGUCCCGUAACACUUGGUCCGCGGAUAUUAUUGCAAGAAGUAUGGGCAAGAAAUCUCACGUGGGAUGACGACGUCGGUACUGAAAUUAAAACUCGCUUUAUAAAAUGGUACGAGGGAAUUAUUGAAUUAAAUAAAGUAGAGAUACCGCGUUGUCUCAUCGGAGGAACGGAUUCGCACGAUGAAAUUAGUUUGCAUACAUUUUGCGAUGCAAGUAAAUCGGCAUACGCGGCUGUUAUUUUUAUUCGCAUAAAAGAUAGUGAAGGAGUCAAAGUUAGAUUCGUACAAGCUAAAUCGCGAGUUUCUCCUAUGAAAAGUAAGGAAAAUGUACGUAAUAGUAUACCACGUUUAGAAUUAUUGGCGGCAAACGUUGGAGCGAGAUUGGCUGACGCUACGACAAGAAUGUUAAAUACAAAAUUUGUAAAUCUUCAUUUUUGGUCAGAUUCAUCGACGGUAAUAGCGUGGAUACAUCGUGAACACAACUGGAGUACAUUUGUUCAUAAUCGUGUAAAAGAAAUCCGCGAAAUCUCAGAUCCUAAAUCUUGGCGGCAUGUUCCGGGUAAUUUGAAUCCCGCUGACCUUCCUUCGAGAGGGUGUACUGUAGAGCGUUUAUUAUCAUCGCAUUGGUGGGAUGGGCCGGAAUGGUUAUAUAGAGAUUCUGAGGAUUGGCCGAAUAGUAACGUCGAUCUAUUGUAUAAUGAGGAAGAAAUACAAUCUGAAUUGAAAAAGAGUGCAAAGCAUGGCAACAGUAGUUGUUUAGUUGCAAUAUCAGCUGAGCCUAAAUUAUUAAAAGUUUUGGAAAAGUUUUCGAAUUAUUCUAAGGUUUUACGUAUAGUUGCAUGGAUAAAAAGAUUUAUAAACAAUUGUAGGAAUAGUUCAGGUAAAUUACAUGAAGACAGUCUAGGCUGUGCGGAAAUUAUGGCCGCAGAGAAAAGCGUAUUAAAAAUGUGCCAAGAAAAUUUAACAGAUUUUGAGAAUAGAACCAAUAAACAGUUUAUGUUAUUUACGGAUGAAGAUGGUUUAGUUCGCGUAAAAACAAAAAUUGUACUCAGAGAAGAUUCGUUUAAUUUCAAGUGUCCAUAUAUUCUACCCAAUAAUAUUAGUAUCAUUACUUUGAUUGUAAGAGACAAACAUGAGAAUUUAAAUCAUGCUGGUGUACAGAUUACAUUAAAUUCAUUAAGAGAGAAGUACUGGAUAUUAGGGGGUAGGCGAAUAAUUAGAUCCGUAAUUAGAAAAUGUGUAGUAUGUCGUCGUUAUGAGGCCCAGCCUUUAAAAUCGGUUCCGGCACCACUACCAUUAAAUCGCGUUAGGGACGCGGCGAUAUUUGAGGUGAUUGGUAUAGACUUUGCCGGGCCAGUAUAUCUCGAAAGCGCGAAAAAGGCUUGGAUAUGCAUUUUCACAUGUGCAGUUUUUAGAGCUGUGCACUUGGAGUUAGUAAAUUCAUUAAAUGUAGCGGCAGUACUCAUGGCACUUAGACGAUUUAUAGCUAGAAGGGGCAGGCCCAGCAUUAUCUACAGCGAUAACGGUACAAAUUUCAAGGGGCUUAAUAACGAAUUAACCAAAUUAGACUACAAAAAGUUAGGAAGUACCGUUGCACUACAAAAAAUAGAAUGGCGAUUUAAUCCUCCCACUGCGGCGUGGUGGGGAGGAUUUUGGGAGCGCCUUAUAGGAAUUCUGAAAAAAUUAUUACGUCGGACCCUUAGAAGAACAAGUCUGGAUUAUGAGGAAAUGUCAACUGUUUUAGUCGAUUGUGAGGCUAUAAUUAAUUCAAGACCGAUAACAUUUAUGUCAGAUGUUGAGACUGAGUUCAAACCAUUGGCUCCAUCGGAUUUCUUACAGGAAAUAAAAGAGAUAGGGGUUUUGGACUUAGAUAUUAUUGAAACAAAUAAAAUAAAUAAAAGGUUUUUCCGUUAGAAUUAAAUUAUGACAGUGUUAACAAUUGCGUGAAAAACUCUGUGCAAGAGGAACAAGACAUAUCGGAAAAUAAAGUCCAAUGUAUCAAAUCAAUUGAAGGUAAUAAAGAGAAUCCAGUUGAAUGUAAAGAACCCUAUGUAACUAAGACUGGCAGAAAGGUUAAGAAAGUCGAACGAUUAAUGUAUUUUAAUUAGUCACUAGUGUUAGUUACGUUUAUUAUUAAUGUUUUUUUGUUUUUUGAGAUAAAUAAUGCGUUUUAUCUCAAGGUGGGGAGGAUGUUGAAUUUGUAAGGAUUUAGUUGUUUUUUUUGCAUGUUUUGUCAUGUCUGUUUGAUACGAGCGGUGUCUAGCUCAAAGGCAAGUGCCGCGCUGGGGGCUGCGAUGUCUUGCACAACAGCAUUUGUGUUUUUGAUUUGUUUAGUCUACCUAUCGUGGUGGAAAUAAGAAUAAGUAAAAUUUGCUAUGUUUAGUUUAGUCAGUAAUAGAUAGUAGUAAGCACAACAUGUAUUGAAGUAGUCUUGUUUUCCGCAUUUUAAAAUAUAAAAGUUAAUUCUC